Messenger RNA from Gloeophyllum trabeum ATCC 11539, 2485 nucleotides. RefSeq lists its product as uncharacterized. The record is from RefSeq and is a predicted model, not a curated record. Lineage: Eukaryota; Fungi; Basidiomycota; Agaricomycetes; Gloeophyllales; Gloeophyllaceae. Bases 1 to 2094 code for a protein of 697 amino acids. The transcript is spliced from 8 exons.
AUGGCCGCCCCGUAUCCGGCAUACGGCGCCCCCCAACCGCAACGAUACCCCUACCCCCCCGCCCCCAACGACAACAACAGCACGCUCGACUUGUACAAUGCGUAUCCCGACGCUGACGCGAAUCAGAUGAAGCAGAUGGAGAUGGGCCGCGCGCUCGCCCGCACGCCGAGCCCGACGCCCAGCGAGGCGGAGGAGCUCGCAAAGUCGGGCGCGUUUGACUGGGCGAAGCUGCGCAACUGGCGGUUCUGGAUACGCAGGGAGUGGAUAUGGUACUAUGUCGCGCUGGUGCUCAUCACGGUGCUUGUCGGCUUGAUCACGAUAUACCACACGCAGAUCGUGCACUGGCUCAAGCCCGCCGCGGACUGGAUGCACGAUCUCAAAUUCGGCUGGCUCAUCCCCAUCGCCAUAUUCUUCGUCAUUUCCUUCCCGCCCCUGUUCGGCCACGAGAUCGUCGCCGUCAUAUGCGGCCUCGUCUGGGGCCUCUGGAUCGGCUUCGCCAUCGUCGCAGCGGGGACCUUCGUAGGCGAAGUCGGCAACUUCUACGCGUUCAAGUACUGCUGCCGCGCGCGCGGCGAGAAGCUCGAGAAGACGCAGAUCUCGUACGCGUGCCUCGCCAAGGUCGUCCGCGACGGCGGGUUCCGCAUCGCGCUCGUCGCGCGCCUCAGCGCGAUCCCCGGGCACUUCACCACCGCCGUGUUCUCCACGUGCGGCAUGGGCAUCGUCACCUUCUCCAUCGCCGCCAUCCUCUCCCUCCCGAAGCAGUUCAUCACCGUGUAUCUGGGCGUGAUACUCGAGCAGAGCAGCGACGGCGGCACCGUCGACACGAAGACGCGCAUCAUCGACUACGCGGUCAUCGCGGUCACGACGCUCAUCACCGUCGGCGCGAUGUGGUACAUAUACUGGAAGAUGGGCAAGGUCAAGGGCGCGGUGAUAUAUGAGCGGAGGAAGGCGAGACAAGCGAAGCUCGAGCGCGAGGCGCCGGUGCCGGUGUACGCGAACCCCGCGUUCGCGAGCACGGCGAGCGUGCCGUUCAACGCGCCCGACGCGGAGGGCGGCGGGCACCAGCGGUGGGACAAGGAGGGGCGCGCGGUCGGGUACGCGCCCGGCCCGGACCCGGUGGCGUAUCGCCGCGCUUCCCCCUUCAACUCGGAUGGGGGCAUGGGAGGGGGGGUGGGGAACGUGUACCCGAUGGCGCAGGUCCGCGAUGGGCGGAUCCCGGUGCGCCAGGAGAGCGGGGAGAGCGUGGCGUGGGAUAUGGAGUCCGAGGGUGAGGGCGCGGGCGCGGGCGGGGGGUACGGGGACAGGGAGAGGGGAAGGGGAGGGGAGUAUGGCGGGGUGAUGCCGAGGGUGGCGAGCCCGCCGGGGCUGGAGGGGGGGUAUCAGGGGCAGGGACGGGGGCAGGGACAGGGACAGGGACAGGGACAGGGACAGGGACAGGGACAGGGACAGGUUGGGUAUACGAGUCAGGGACAAGGGCCAGCACAGGGUGGGUAUGCAGGACAGGAACAGGGUGGGUAUACGAGUCAGGGACAAGGGCAUGCACAGGGUGGGUAUACGAGUCAGGGGCAAGGACAGGGUGGGUAUCCUGGCCAGAGUCCAGGACAGUACGCCCCGCCUGUAGGCCCGCCGCCCGUCGUGCCGCCGAUCCCGCCGCCGCCGCAGACGCCGCGCUCGGGGACGUACCCCACCGCCACGUCGAGCCCCAGCCCCAGCCGGAGCCCGGCGGUCCCCCCGCAGCAGCAAUACCCGUACCCGUACCCGUACCAGCAGCAGCAGACGCCGACGCAGGCGCAGUUCGCGGCGUACGCGAAUCCGUACCAGAGCCCGCUGCCGACGCCGAGCUACCCGGCGGGGACGCCUACGCAGGCGCAUUUCUCGCCCCAGGUUCAUCCACAGUCGCCGCAUCAAUUCGCUGCCGCUCCGUACGCGCCCUCGCCCUCGCCCUUCCAGCCGCAGCAGCAGUACUUCCCGCCACAACACGCGCACGCGCCGGAGCCGAGCGACGCGAGCUUCUACACCGCGCACGCGGGCCCCGAGGAGCUGCCGCGCCGCGCGUUCUCGCCGCCGCCGCCGAGCUAUCGGACCGCGCAAUGAUAUCCUACCGCCCUUCUCCCCGACCUCCCCGCUGAUUGAACACUCUCGUUUGUUUGCGUUUGCUUUACGGAUUGUAGUCUAGUUUACGUGUGCGUACCUCGUUAUUUGUGGUGCUGGUGGUGGUGGUGUGUAUCUACGUAUCUACUUACAUGUGGACGUUUGGAUGUGGUUUGGUUGGUGUGGAUUUGGACGUGGUGCGGAGGAAGACGAGCGAUGCGUCUUACUACUCAAGUACUCGGCGCUCAGCCUGUUUUGCUUGCUCGGUGGGAUGCCUGGCGUUUUGCUCUUACACUGUUCCUCCUCGGGGCCAUAUCCUUGACCCAGUCCGGAAGAUACUCUUUCGCACAACUUUCGCAUACACUUCUGUCAAAUGUGAGAGGGUAACAUAAAA